AUUAUAACCUAGAAAUUUCAGUAUCAUACACCUUUUCUAGGCCAAGCAAUCUAUCUACAAGCUUCUGAACCUCCUCUGGAAAAAGAAACAUGUAAUCCUCCAGUCCCGGUUUCCCUCAUACAUCACGGCAACAGUCAUCUACCACUGGGAGCAUCUCUUCUAAAGAAAGCAACAUACUUGUCAAGUGCUCCAAUCCCUCAUCAACUUCCCCAUCUGACAAAAGAUCAUCACCAGCCGCGGCAGCAGUAGCAGCAGUGGAAAGGCCAAAAUAGUGGAGCUAGCAAUUAAGAGCAAGGAGAGCAAGAAGGAAGAGAGAUAGUUGCUGGUCUGGACGCCAUGGACUUGGUACCAACCCCGGAGAGCCCCCACUCCGACCACAGCGGCGGUGCCAACGCGAGCCCCCAUGCCUCCUCCUCAUCGGGCCACACCGGCGCUACCUCGUCGUCGCCAUCGCCAUCGCCAUCGCCAUCGCCAUCGCCAUCGCCGAGCCGGUACGAGUCCCAGAAGCGGCGAGACUGGAACACCUUCGGGCAGUACCUGAAGAACCACCGCCCGCCGCUGACCCUGUCACGGUGCAGCGGCGCCCACGUGCUGGAGUUCCUCCGCUAUCUGGACCAGUUUGGGAAAACCAAAGUCCACACUCAGAUGUGCCCCUUCUUCGGCCACCCCAACCCCCCGGCGCCUUGCUCCUGCCCGCUCCGCCAGGCCUGGGGCAGCCUCGAUGCCCUUAUCGGCCGCCUCCGCGCCGCCUACGAGGAGAACGGCGGCCGCCCAGAGUCCAACCCCUUCGGCGCCCGCGCCGUCCGCCUCUACCUCCGCGAGGUCCGCGAGCUCCAGGCCAAGGCCCGCGGCAUCAGCUAUGAGAAGAAGAAGCGCAAGAAGCCCAUCCAGGAGCAGCAGCAGCACCAACCCCGCCACCUCCGUCCGCUUCCUGAAUACGUGAUCCCUUGUCAUUGGGCGAUGAUCAUGCUCCUUCCAAGAACCACCACCAACACCACCACCUCCUGAGAUGGGGAACUCUCUCUCUCUCUCUCUUCCCCGCCGCCUCCCCCCCCUCUCACUCUCUCCCAUCUAUGCAUGCAUUAGAUCCUUCUCUCUUCGAUUCGGUAGGUGAGACCCAAGCAUAAUUUAUAUGGUGUGAGCUUCUCUUUUAGGCUGCUAUUAGUUUAUGUUGCUUUUUUCCUGUGUGCUGAUUGAACCUCUCUGGACAACUUUCCUUCAGUUGCUUCUUUCUCUCUCUCUCUAGAUAUUAUAUAUUUAGUCUAUGGCUAUUAUGUUGCUACCGGAUGUUGCUGUGGCUUUAUACUCUUGUUGUGACAGGAACUGGGAGUCAGUGAGCAGUAUGAGCAAUAUUUAGUGUGUUCCUAAUAUUGGUAAGGUAGGAAAAGGAAAGAAUGUGGGUACUGUACGUCGAACUGGGAGUUCAUUUCCAAGAGACUGUGUACUUGAGAUCUCUUGUUAUGGAUCUGUCCAUGAUGUGCCAAUUCACUCUUUUGAACUUUUCUUUUUUUCCUUUUUAUGGUAUUAAAAGUGGAGUGGUGAUGAUGACUUUCUCUAA
This is a messenger RNA of Elaeis guineensis (African oil palm), 1558 nucleotides long. Its product is annotated as protein LIGHT-DEPENDENT SHORT HYPOCOTYLS 4. Gene Ontology annotation, cellular component: nucleus. The record is from RefSeq and is a predicted model, not a curated record. NCBI's taxonomy places the organism in Eukaryota, Viridiplantae, Streptophyta, Magnoliopsida, Arecales, Arecaceae. Gene Ontology annotation, biological process: response to light stimulus; mRNA transcription.